This is a messenger RNA of Pseudocercospora fijiensis CIRAD86, 510 nucleotides long. RefSeq names its product carbohydrate-binding module family 50 protein. The record is from RefSeq and is a predicted model, not a curated record. The coding region runs from base 1 to 510 and encodes 169 amino acids. The transcript has a single exon. NCBI's taxonomy places the organism in Eukaryota, Fungi, Ascomycota, Dothideomycetes, Mycosphaerellales, Mycosphaerellaceae.
AUGCCAGGCCGCUACCAACUCCUCGAUUCCGACGAGCAGCGCCUGCCAGAAGGCAUGACGAGAGUUGCCUACGAUGCCGAUACCCAGCAAUAUACAUUUCGCGACACUGGAGGAUCGCUGUGGUACAGCGAGGAAGGCAAUCGUUAUGGUCGCUUGCACCGGGACCCCGAAGCCGCUCUGCGAUCGAGCACAGGUGUCCCUCCUAGUAUCCGCAACCAAGACUGGAGAUUCAUGGCUCCUUGGUUUCUCAUUGUGAUUGUGGUUCUUAUGGCGGUGUUUUGGCUCGUCAACUCUGGAGGCCGGCCAGGUGUCAAGUGCGCGGAUGGAUUGGAGACAUACACUGUGAAGAAAGGGGAUACUUGCUGGUCGAUCGCGGAUGAGCAUGGGACGACAGUCGAUGCUUUGAAUAUGGCAAACCCGAAGAUGAGCUGCAACGAGCUGCUGCCUGCACAGAUGAUCUGUUUGCCGAAGUCGACAUUUGAGGCUCAGAGAGUGGUCAUGAUCAUCUAG